Molecule: messenger RNA, 2279 nt
Organism: Penaeus indicus
Lineage: Eukaryota; Metazoa; Arthropoda; Malacostraca; Decapoda; Penaeidae
Exons: 13
Molecular function (GO): DNA-binding transcription factor activity
Source: RefSeq, a predicted model, not a curated record
CUCGGAGGAUAAGCGUCGUAAACAUUUGAUGUUUACUUUUCAGGGAGACGGAGGCUUUCGUUUCGUUUAGUCUAAAACCCCAUAAAAGAAGAAAGAAGUAGUUUGUUUCGUUUGAACCGCCAGAGAGCAGACAUCUAUCCCGUUAUGAAGCAGCAUAAAAUUCUUAUCAUCUGCUGGAUAUUGUAGAAUUUGACUACUGCUUAUGCAUUAGUAAUAAACUGAAGCCCUGCUGAUUUGCCACAAGGAUGGAGCCAACUCUCUUACAUCCCAACAUGCCUGCAGAUCUUAUCCCCAACAGAGAACUGAACAACACUUCAUCCUCUGUCAUGGUACCCGAGGAUGGGUAUUUGCCACCAGUACCUCUGACAGACAUGAAGAGAAUACAAAUUCUAGAAAAGAUGAGUGAGAAUUGUGAAUCUUUUCUGCCUCAUCAAGAGGGAUAUUUAAGAGUCCUUGACACUUAUGAGAAGGUCCUUGAAUUUAUCUUAGCGGAAGAAAAAUCUACAGGAAUGCAUUUCAUAGGUCACAGGAAGGAAGGGAUUUUUGACAGACUAGGGAAAGAUUUAAAGGCUUUUAUAGGAGAAGGACGGAAGCAUAUAAGAUACUGUGUCACUGGUGGAACAAAAGGAAGAGGUCAUGAUCCAAUUGCUGUGGAAUAUACUGGUGUCCCAUUUAUUGAAGCAGGAACAUAUGUUAUGGAGUGUCAUAUGGGCAAUGACAGUGGAUUGUGGAUCAAAAAGCGAUAUGCAAAAAGAAGGGAUAUGUUAGAAAAAGAAAAUAGUCAAUGUGUUGUGAAGAGACGAUCCAGGACACUAGAAUCAAAGAAGACAGGCUGUCCAGCUAAGGUCCACAUAAAAAGGAUUCUAAGACUGCCAGAAUUUAAGAUAAAGAAAAACACUGUAGCAGCAAAGGAAAAGAAUCGCUCAAAGAUCGUGAAAGCCCUGAAGAGUGAGUUGGAAAAUGUGCACUUUGAACAGGAGUACUACGUUCUCAUGCCAGGUUUGGAGUGCCAUCAGUACCACGCUGCUGAUGUAGUUGCUGGAGUGAUGGUAAGCAAAACAAAGGAUGGAGAAUUACACUUGAACCAAAUUAGAAACUAUCUUGAAAACAGGACAUACUUGUCUUCAGUUGCCCCGAAUGAGAAGAAAAGCAUCAGAACUGCUGCAAAGACUUUCAGUGUUGAAGGAUCGGUUAUGUACUAUAUUGGUGAAGAUGGCAAUGAAAAACAGGUUGUAUUGUACACACCUGUAGAGAAACAGAAAGCUUUUGAUGAAUUUCAUGUAUUACACAAGUCUGGAGAGCACUUAGACUGUACACAAACACUGCUGAUGAUAAAACAGAAAUAUUACUGGAUGAGUUUGUCUGAGGAUGUUGUUACAAUGAUGCAGAGAUGUCAUGUGUGUGAACUUAAGAAGGCCAGUUCUACUAAUCAUAGACAUAUUCCCAUAAAGAAAUACAAGAAAGCCAGCCACAGCAGGGAGUCAACCAGGGGAAAGCACAGAAAACAUGCAUUAGCAAGAAGUGCUGUGCAAGAACAAUACAGAAUGAGGGUCAAGGUUGAGAUACCCAGCACAGAGGAAGACAGUAAGAAUUGUUUUCAGCAUGACCUGAUUCCAGUGCAAAAGCAGCCUUUUUAUGAAUCAGAGGACAAAAAACACCUGAAUCUUAGAGCUAAGCAGCAUGGUUCUUUGCAAACUUUAUAUACAUUCCAAGAGGCUCUUCACUACAUUAGAGAAGAAGAGAAAGCCACUGGCAUGCAUUAUAUUGGUCAUCGAAAGGAAGGAGUCUUCGAUAAAGAUGGUCAUGACCUAAAGGCAUUUGUGAGAGAGGGAAGAAAACACAUCCGGUACUGCAUCACUUUAGGUACAAAGGGACGGGGAUAUGAUCCUGUCCCUGUAGAAUACUCAGGUGUUCCCUUCAUUGAGGCUGGUACUUAUGUCAUGGAGUGCCACCUAGGAAUGGAUACUGGAAUUUGGAACAAGAGGAGAUAUGCUGCUCGAAGGGAUAAGAUAGAGGAAGAAGAAAUUGCUAUUAUAAAAAGAAGAAAUAGAAUGUACGACACUAAGAAAAUGGGGUGUCCUGCUAAGGUACACAUUAAGAGAAUUCUGAGAUUGCCAGAUUUUAAGAUUUGGCAUAACACACCAGCUGAGAGAGAAAAAAAUCGCAAGAAGAUCAUAAGUGCUGUGAGAGGAGACAUAGAGGCAGUCAAUUUUGAGACAGAGUAUUAUGUUCUUAUGCCAGACCUUGAAUGCCACAAGUUCCAUACUGUUGAUGUUGUG